Dendrobium catenatum is the source of this 3489-nucleotide messenger RNA. RefSeq lists its product as uncharacterized. The record is from RefSeq and is a predicted model, not a curated record. The transcript has 11 exons. Bases 298 to 3417 code for a protein of 1039 amino acids. NCBI's taxonomy places the organism in Eukaryota, Viridiplantae, Streptophyta, Magnoliopsida, Asparagales, Orchidaceae. Gene Ontology annotation, cellular component: nuclear pore.
CAUGUCAGGAACCGAAAAUUAGCAGAGCCAUUUGUUGGAUUCCAUAGUCCCUCCGUUUAAAAACUCCCGCACUCCGCCUCCAUUGCCCGGGCCGUGAGAGAGAGAGAGAGAGAGAGAGAGAUCGUCGAGGAGAAGAGGGGGAAAGCUUUGAAUGUAAUGUACCCUUGGUUAGUUUCUGAGUUCUCUAGCAAGUCCUUCAGAUUAUCAAGGUGUUACUGAAAGCAUGCUAAAGAUAGUUUUGCAUUUCAUCCAAAUGAUGCGCACCGGUCAGUAGUUGUAGUUGGUAAUAGUGCUGCAAUGGGUGCCAAAGAGAAUGGAGUGGGAAGACUAGACCGUUCUGCAGACUUUGAAAAGGAAAGUCAACAAGGAAUUGAAGUAGAAUCAGAGUUUGAGUUUGCACAAUACUCUCUUUCAUCACACAUUAACGAAUACAGCAACAAGGUAAGGAGGAAUUCAAGAGCUCCUAAAAUUGCAAAGAAAGAAUCAAGUGGAAGCUAUCUUCGUCCAACAAAAAUUAGUGUUAGCCGCCAAGAGCAGAAGAACCAAGACCAGAAAAAUCUGCAAUUGAAGUCAUCAAACAAUGGGAUAAAGAAAUCUCAGAAACCCAAUAAAGUUGCUUCUUCCCCAAUAAACCUUGACAUUAAAACAUCAGAAAACGCUGUAGUUCCUCUAAGGCCUUCCUCUGAGUCAUGCGUAAGAUCAAAUGGUAAGACAAUUGAAGAGGUCAAGGAAAUAGACAUCUUUGAUGAGGCUCCAGUUUGUGAUAUAAGUGUUGGAACUGAUGAUUCGAUAGCUGAUGCAGAAGAGAAUAAUCUAGAUGAUGUUAAGUCGAGUGCUUAUCAAAAGGUUGACGAACUGGAACUCAGGAUUGAGAAGCUUGAAGAGGAGCUUAGGGAAGUUGCUGCCCUUGAGAUUUCCCUUUAUUCUUUUGUACCAGAACAUGGAAGCUCAGCACAUAAAGUGCAUACCCCUGCUAGGCGUCUUGCUAGACUUUAUAUUCAUGCUUGCAAGCAUUGGAGUCAGGAUAAGUUAGCAACUGUUGCCAAGAACACUGUUUCAGGGCUUGUUCUUAUCGCCAAAUCAUGUGGUAAUGACGUUCCAAGGUUAACUUUUUGGUUAUCGAACACAGUUGUUAUAAGAGAGAUUAUUUGUCAAACUUACGGCAGUUUUACUACAUCAAGUGUGGUUAUGAGGCCUUUAGAUUCAAGCUGCUGUGCUGUGAAGUCCGGAAGUGGGUUACAAAAGUUUAAAAAUAACUCUGAAGGUAAACAAGGAAAGAUGCAUGGAUUUGUCCAAAUAGAUGGCUGGCAGGAGCCAAGCACAUUUAUUGCCGCACUAGAGAAACUUGAGUCUUGGAUAUUCUCCAGAACAGUUGAAUCAGUUUGGUGGCAGGCCUUGACUCCACAUAUGCAGUCUCCGGUUGAGGACUUAUACAAUCAUAAACGCAUUGGCAAACUGUUUGGACCUUCUUUGGGUGAUCCUAAGCAACGGAACUUUUCUGUGAACUUAUGGAGAAGUGCUUUUCACGAUGCUUUAUCCAGGCUCUGCCCAGUUCGAUCAGGAGGGCAUGAGUGUGGUUGCUUGCCUGUGUUAGCAAGAUUGAAAGUUGCUUCUUCCCCAAUAAACCUUGACAUUAAAACAUCAGAAAACGCUGUAGUUCCUCUAAGGCCUUCCUCUGAGUCAUGCGUAAGAUCAAAUGGUAAGACAAUUGAAGAGGUCAAGGAAAUAGACAUCUUUGAUGAGGCUCCAGUUUGUGAUAUAAGUGUUGGAACUGAUGAUUCGAUAGCUGAUGCAGAAGAGAAUAAUCUAGAUGAUGUUAAGUCGAGUGCUUAUCAAAAGGUUGACGAACUGGAACUCAGGAUUGAGAAGCUUGAAGAGGAGCUUAGGGAAGUUGCUGCCCUUGAGAUUUCCCUUUAUUCUUUUGUACCAGAACAUGGAAGCUCAGAACAUAAAGUCCAUACCCCUGCUCGGCGUCUUGCUAGACUUUAUAUUCAUGCCUGCAAGCAUUGGAGUCAGGAUAAGUUGGCAACUGUUGCCAAGAACACAGUUUCAGGGCUUGUUCUUAUUGCCAAAUCAUGUGGUAAUGACGUUCCAAGGUUGACAUUUUGGUUAUCAAACACAGUUGUUAUAAGAGAGAUUAUUUGUCAAACUUACGGCAGUUUGACUACAUCAAGUGUGGUUAUAAGGCCUUUAGAUUCAAGCUGCUGUGCUGUGAAGUCCGGAAGUGGGUUACAAAAGUUUAAAAAUAACUCUGUAGGUAAACAAGGAAAGAUGCAUGGAUUUGUCCAAAUAGAUGACUGGCAGGAGCCCAGCACAUUUAUCGCCGCACUAGAGAAACUUGAGUCUUGGAUAUUCUCCAGAACAGUUGAAUCAGUUUGGUGGCAGGCCUUGACUCCACACAUGCAGUCUCCGGUUGAGGACUUAUACAAUCAUAAAAGCAUUGGCAAACUGUUUGGACCUUCUCUGGGUGAUCCUAAACAACGGAACUUUUCUGUGAACUUAUGGAGAAGUGCUUUUCAUGAUGCAUUAUCCAGGCUCUGCCCGGUUCGAUCAGGAGGGCAUGAGUGUGGUUGCUUGCCUGUGCUAGCAAGAUUGGUUAUGGAACAGUGUGUGCGCAGAUUAGAUGUUGCAAUGUUUAAUGCCAUUUUGAGGGAAUCGGCAAAUGAGAUGCCGACUGACCCUAUCUUAGAUCCUAUUGUAGAUUCAAAGGUACUCCCAAUACCAGCUGGAAGUUUGAGCUUUGGUUCUGGUGCUCAGCUAAAAAAUGCGACUGGUAGCUGGGCUAGAUGGCUGGAAGAGUUGUUGGCUAUGAAUUUUGACAAUGCUGGAAAGAAAGAUGUUUAUAAGGAUGACGAUCGUAGGGGAGAUGAUACUGGCUUUAAAUGUUUUUGUCUUCUGAAUGAGUUGAGCGACCUCCUCAUGCUUCCUAAAGAUUUGCUCCUUGACAAGGCUAUCAGGACUGAGGUGUGCCCAUCUAUUGGGUUGACUAUAAUAACACGGAUUUUGUGCAAUUUUACACCGGAUGAGUUCUGUCCAGAGCCGGUGCCAAGCAUUAUACUGGAAGAGUUAAAUUCUGAGAGUCUCAUCGAGCGCAGGCUAUCAGAAAAGGAACAGAUCUAUAUUUUCCCACGCACUUCAUCUCAAGUUGCGUACUCUCCCAUAUCUCUUCCUGAUUCUAUUGACAAGUUGGUAGAUGCAGACAGCAAAUCACCAAAACUGCAGAGAAAUGCAUCAAUGGUGAUGAGAAAGGGCUACACCAGUGAUGAAGACUUGGACGAUCUUGAUGAUCCCCUCACCUCUUUCGUCGACCCAACUCCUCCGGUCUCCCCAGCAGUAGCAGGAAACAAAAUAUUGCAUAAGCAGACCUCUGCAUCAAACCUCAGGUACAAUCUACUGCGUGAGGUCUGGUGCGAUUGAGCUGCUUUUAUCCUCUCGUCUGUACUAUAUACCAUGAUAAGGGAAAAUUAUUAGGUUCGGAUAUUUGACAAA